This is a messenger RNA of Cercocebus atys (sooty mangabey), 5708 nucleotides long. RefSeq names its product somatomedin B and thrombospondin, type 1 domain containing (gene SBSPON). The record is from RefSeq and is a predicted model, not a curated record. Lineage: Eukaryota; Metazoa; Chordata; Mammalia; Primates; Cercopithecidae. Bases 200 to 994 code for a protein of 264 amino acids. The transcript is spliced from 5 exons.
CUCCGCCACCCGCCCGGGCCUCGACGGGCUCGCCGCCAGGGCUGGGGAGGGGCGGCGCGGAGGGCGGGGGCCGGGCGCGGGGCAGGGCCCGGCUGUGCCUCUCCGGCCGUUCGGGCAACUCCCGGGCCGCGGCCAGCCGAGGAGCAGAGCGCUUGCCCGGCGGGUCUGCCGCGUCGCAGGCGCCGCCGGAACCCUGGCCAUGAGGACCCUGUGGAUGGCGCUGUGCGCGUUGGCGCGGCUGUGGCCCGGAGCCCAGGCCGGCUGCGCCGAGGCCGGGCGCUGCUGUCCCGGCCGGGACCCCGCCUGCUUCGCCCGCGGCUGGAGGCUGGACAGGGUCUACGGGACGUGUUUCUGCGACGAAGCCUGUCGCCUCACCGGGGACUGCUGCUUCGACUACGACAGGGCGUGCCCAGCUCGCCCAUGCUUCGUGGGGGAAUGGAGCCCCUGGAGUGGUUGUGCAGACCAGUGCAAGCCUACAACCCGUGUGCGGAGGCGCUCUGUGCAGCAGGAGCCUCAGAACGGUGGGGCGCCCUGCCCACCCCUGGAAGAGAGAGCCGGCUGCCUGGAGUACUCCACCCCGCAGGGCCAGAACUGCGGGCACUCCUAUGUUCCUGCCUUUAUAACUACCUCUGCAUUCAACAAGGAGAGAACACGACAAGCUACGUCUCCACACUGGUCUACGCACACAGAGGAUGCUGGAUACUGUAUGGAGUUUAAGACAGAGUCCUUGACUCCUCACUGUGCUCUGGAAAACCGGCCCUUGACUAGAUGGAUGCAGUAUCUCCGAGAGGGAUACACGGUGUGUGUGGAUUGUCAGCCUCCAGCUAUGAACUCUGUGAGCCUUCGUUGUUCCGGAGAUGGCCUGGACUCCGAUGGAAAUCAGACUCUCCAUUGGCAAGCAAUUGGUAAUCCUCGAUGUCAAGGAACUUGGAAAAAAGUUCGGCGAGUAGACCAGUGUUCUUGUCCAGCUGUUCACAGUUUCAUUUUUAUAUAGAUGGUGAUAUAAAUAUUUCCAAAUGCAUUUGUAAAUGUGCUAAAUAUUCUCAAGUCAUGUUCAAUGUUUCCUAAACCUUCAAUUUUGGCCAGAGUCCCCAAACACAUCAUUGCCACACUCUGAAGUAGAGAAAGAAAAAUUAGGGGCCAGUUCUCAAGGAACACAGGUCCUUUAUUUUUAUUUUAACUAAGUUGAAGACCCACUCAAAAAGCUCCUGUGGUUUUAUGUUCUUGACCUUUCAUCUGGAGUCCUCUCAUUCAGCAGGUGGCGUGUGAGACAUAGAAUACAUGUCUGUUUGCUAAAGUAAAAUUACUGUAACUCAGUCCAAUUAUUGGUGACGGAAGUGUCAUUUAAGGGGAUCUAUGUUUUGAAUCUUGCAGUCUUUCUUUCUAUUUUAUAAUCUUUUAAAAGCUUCUCCCUUUAAAAAAUGUAUACACGAAUGCACACUCUACACAUAUAUUUCCAUAUAUUUAAUAUUCCAUAAAUUUUGAAAUAAUUUCAAGAAAAUUAUCACAAAUAAUUUUUCCACAGGGCAAAUUAUUUAAAUUUUUAGUAAGCAUUCUGUAAUGAAAAACCAACAGCUAUACUGAAAACAUUUUUUGAAGAAGAAUAAAUUUUUUUUCGCAUAUGUGAAAGGAUCAAACGCUCAUUCUAGGUCAAUGGGAGUUCUUUUAAAUGUUAUAAUUUUCAUGAAGAGAAAUGUUGGUACCAGUGAAUGAAACAAUUGCUUUCAUUCCGAAAAUUCUACCAACAUUUGCAUCUAAGAUUAUUUCCAAGGCUUAAAGCCUGAAGCUGAAAAAAAUAAUCUUUCAAGAGUCCAACUUCAAGUUUAGUUGAUGUAAGCUCACUAUUUUUUUCCUACCGCAUGCAUUUUCUAAUGUUUGGGGUGGAUGGCGUGUCGGUUAUGGAAGGCAUAGACGUCAUUACAGAUGCUAUGAUCUCACACAUACACAAGGAAAUGUUAGUCUCCUUAUUUUAUGAUUGGAAAAUCAAUGACCUAGAGGCAAAAUGGCAUGUUUAAGGACCUGGGAUGACAAGUCAUUCUGCAGUCAGCCAAAGAGCCAAAUUUGGACUCCUCAUCCAGGACUCCAUGAAAAGCCUGACUUUGCCAAACACUGCACUGGAAAAGCUAAGCCCCUUUCAUUUUUGAAGUAAAUUUUGAAUUCAAGAUAUUUAGUUUAAAGAAUUGAGUCUUGACAUGUAAACUACAUGAAAUUCCUUUGGUUUCAAUUGAAUAAUAUUCACUAACAAAUGAUUUACUAAAAUACAUAUUUCUUGGUCCUUAUCAUGUAAUGACAGAUUGACAACAGCAAUAGGGAUGGAAAUUUCCCCAGUAAUUAAUAACACCGAGAGUGGCAAUAUUUCUGACUAUAUUUUCAUUUAAUUAUCAAAGUUGUUUUUGUGGAAAAUUAAAUUUUUCAGAAAUUAGUAAUAAAAUAUGUGAGUCCAUCAAGGCUAGCAACUUUAAGUCAGUAUUAACAUUUUCAUACUGUUUCUAACAUUCAUAAAGCUAGAUUUUUGAGGCUAUGUCCAGGUAAUUUCCAAUGUUACUUAAAAUUUUUAUACUAGUAAAUAAACUGUUUGUUCACAUUUAUAGAAGCUCUAUACUUGUUUGACUAGAAAAUAACCCAAAAUUUCUGGACUAGUCAGAGAAUGAUAAAAUUUCACCAAAAACAAAACAAAAAAUCCUUCAGAAUUGAUAGGUAUAGGUACAGCGACUACUAAUAGCAAUGAAGCAAUGGUGCAUUUACAGUUCCGAUAUGUGUUAUAACAUUUAACAUAAUUGAGUUGUAUAAAAUAAAUUUUUCACCUUAUGCCUUUAAUUUUUGGUGGAUGACCAGUAAUUGCUUUCUUAUUGAAGUUAAAUUUUUGUCAUUUCUAUUCUUGAGAAAAUUUUAUGGGCUAGAAGAGUUAACUUAAUGUUAACUAACAGUUUUGAAAAGCUUGUUAUUAAUUUUAGCAAAGCCCAAGGGAAAUAGUUCAGAACUGAAACAUGCAGUCCAAGUGAUGAAUGAAAAACCAAAAGUUUUUAUUUCCAAAGUUAAAAAUCAAAGUAUAAAAGACCUCUUGGCACUCUUUUUUAAUAAGUACCUUAGUCUUAGGGCCCUAUCCCCAGGCACUCUAAAAAGAUUUACGAACUCUAGAAUCCCUUAUUAGACUCAUUUUCAAAAGUGCUCGUGGAAAAGAAUUUCAACAAAAAUAAAUAUAGCCACCAGAAAAGAAGCGGAAAGAAGCAAGGGAUAAAGGCCAUUUUUGAAAAGUGAAAAACAAGUGAAGGAAAAAAAGAACAGAAAAAGGAAUAAGGUGAACUAUAAUCACAGUAUUCUUUUUAGAGUUUUGCUUUAGUUUUUAUUUGAGAAUGUUACAAUUAAGCAUAAACCACAACAGCAAUAAUUUAAAGUUUUAGGUUCUCAUCUGGCAUAAACAUUUCAGUUAGCUAUCUUUUCUAGAUAUGCACAAAAAUGAUAUUCGGUUCCUGCCCUCUAAGAAUAUUCUAGUGAAGGUUCAUACAAACAACCACAGGUUGGCUUAGAAAACAAAGACCUGGGCCUUCUGAGGUCCGAGCGAUCAGACAAAGAGCACCAUGAGGGAGAAGGUCACACUCUAGGUCAGGGUGACAGACAGACACAUGUUUACCCUCUCUCCUUCCUCAGAUCCCACUGAAGAGACAGGGUUCACAGAAGAGAAUAAGUCCAUAGCAGAUGAGAAGUGAGGUGGGCAGAAUCAGCCCACAGAUUUUGAAUAAUUUUUUUGAAAAUUGAAAGCAAAUGAGAACCUACUGAUAGAUGAACCAGAAUAAAGGGGCCAUACCCUUUAACACGGGUACACAAGAAGCUGGAAUCACAGGUGAGAGCCAUUCUUGGUGGGGCGGUCCCACCAAGCACCAAAGGAUGAAUAAAAAGACUCUCAGCCCUAGAGACAAAUUUGUGAAAUUGAAAAUGAAGGAUAAAGAAAAGACCAUAAAACCUUCCAGAGAGAGAACAUCAGAUUACCUGUAAAGGAACAGGAGUCCUCAUGAAGACAGCACUCUUCUCAUCAGCAUCAGUGCAUGCUUAACAUCUAACAGAAGAAAGUCUCCAAUCUCUGAGGGAAAAUGAACGUGAAACUAACAUUUGAUAGCAGCUAUCACUAAUAAAGUGUGAAAGCAACAUGCAGACUUUUAAAGGCACAAGGAUUGGAAGCUUUAUUAAAAUGUCCUAAGCAGGACAUUCUUUUUUCUGGUUAAACAUGGCAGGUUGGACACAUGUAUUUAUGUGCCAAUUCCCACUAAAAUUACAGUUAAGGGAUUUUCAAAGCCAUCCCCCCACCAAAACAACAACAAAGCCCAUAUAUAAUGAGGAGGUCAAGAGAGAAAAAGCAGAAGAGAUGGCCACAACAUUUCAGGGCCAGAAAAGAUGGCUAUUAAAAUCGGAGGAUAAAGCCAAACACCUAGAUCUAUGGGUGAAUUUGAGUAAGCAAGGUAAUUUCUAGCACUCUGGAAAGGCUCUGGAACUGAAGGUUCCAGGUAUUUCCUUCAAUGGAAUGAAUGGCUGAUGGUUGGUCUAAGUCAGAGCCUUAGAUUCCCUCCCCCAUGCUGUAGGUCAACAGCCUGACCGAAGGUUCAGUCUAUGGAGGAGUUUGGAUUGGAAACACCAGUCACAAAGACUGAGAAUGAAGCCUGAGUGAAAGUCUAUUCUGACUGGUGACCCCCAGUUCCCUUUUCCAUGUGCUCUGAGAAUAUUGCAAGCAGGGAUAGAUAUGCCCCUCCUUCACUCCCUCACUGCCAUUCUCAUCCCUACACACCAGUUUGUUAGAUUCCUCUCUGAGGAAGUGGAUUAUCCAAGAGAAAUGACAACAGGUGUUGACAGUUGAUGGUCCCCUAAUGAAGGAGCCAUGUCCCUGUCUAAUCACUAUACAGGCAUAUCGCUACCUGGAUGUCUUUGUUCAGGCUGCUAUAUAUUAAAAAAAAAAAAAAAUACCAUAGAUUGGGUGGUUUAAACAACAAACAUUUAUUUCUCACACCUCUGGAGGCAGGAAAGUCCAAGAUGAAGGUACCAGUAGAUCUGAUAACCAGUGAGGGCCCUCUCCUUGGUUUGGAGAUGGAUGCCUUCUCGCUGUCUUCAGAUAGCAUGGAGAGAGACAGAGGGAGAGAAAGAGAGAGAAGAGAGAGAGAUGGGACAGGAGGAAAGAGAAAGAGGAGAGUAAGCGGGGAAAGCUUUUUCAUGUCCCUUCUUAUAAGGGCACUAAUUUUAUCAUCAGGGCUCUAUCCUCAUGACUUCAUUACUUCCCAAAGGCCCAUCACCAAGUUCCAUCAUAUUUGGGAUAAAGGUUUGAACAUACGAAUUUUGCGGGGACACAACCAUGCAGUCCAUAACAUUUGACAUGUCCCAUCAGCGCUCACAGAACUUGAAUCAGCUUUUUAACUUUUUUUAAGUAUUAUUUAUGUAUUUAGAGGUGGUAACUUGCUAUGUUGUCCAGAUUGGUCUGAAACUCCUGGACUCAAGUGAUCCUCCCACCUCAGCCUCCUGAGUCACUGGAUUAUAGACAUGAACCACCUCAUCUGGCUUCAAUCAACUUUUUUGUUCUUGUCCAUAAAUAUAAAUGGACAGCACAGGACAACCAGACAUUUCAGAAAAACCACUAACAAGAGCAACCAAAAUUAAACAUGAAGAAACAAGCAAUAUAACAAAACUCAGAGUAAAUAAAUCACUGAUCACUACCAGGAAUGAAGAGA